CCGCUCCAGUCAUCCAGGGCGCCUCGAUCCCUCUCAGGCAGCGGGAGCCGGUGGGCACUGACUUCCAACUCACCCAUGCCUAUUUCCUGUAAUGGACGAACUUGAUGCCAGUGUGAGUUCUAAGGAGGGUUUCAGGUCAGUGGAGAAGGUCGUGCUGCUCACGUUUCUCUCGGCGGUUAUCCUGAUGGCCAUCUUGGGGAACCUGCUGGUGAUGGUGGCUGUAUGCAGGGACAGACAGCUCAGGAAAAUAAAAACCAACUAUUUCAUUGUCUCUCUUGCCUUUGCGGAUCUGCUGGUUUCUGUACUUGUGAUGCCCUUUGGUGCCAUUGAGCUGGUUCAAGACAUCUGGAUUUAUGGGGAGAUGUUUUGCCUGGUCCGGACCUCUCUAGACGUCCUGCUGACAACGGCAUCAAUUUUUCACCUCUGCUGCAUUUCUCUGGAUAGGUAUUAUGCCAUCUGCUGCCAGCCUUUGGUCUAUAGGAACAAGAUGACCCCACUACGCAUCGCAUUAAUGCUGGGAGGCUGCUGGGUCAUCCCCAUGUUUAUCUCUUUUCUCCCUAUAAUGCAAGGCUGGAAUAACAUUGGCAUAAUUGAUUUGAUAGAGAAAAGGAAGUUCCAUCAGAACUCCAACUCUACGUACUGUAUCUUCAUGGUCAACAAGCCCUAUGCCAUCACCUGUUCUGUGGUGGCCUUCUACAUCCCGUUUCUGCUCAUGGUGCUGGCCUAUUAUCGCAUCUACGUCACAGCUAAGGAGCACGCCCACCAGAUCCAAAUGUUACAACGGGCAGGAGCCCCCUCAGAGGGCAGACCCCAGGUGGCAGACCAGCAUAGCACUCAUCGCAUGAGGACAGAGACCAAAGCGGCCAAGACCCUGUGCAUCAUCAUGGGUUGCUUCUGCCUCUGCUGGGCUCCAUUCUUUGUCACCAAUAUUGUGGAUCCGUUCGUAGACUACACUGUCCCUGGACAGGUGUGGACCGCUUUCCUCUGGCUCGGCUAUAUCAAUUCUGGAUUGAACCCCUUUCUUUACGCCUUCUUGAAUAAGUCUUUUAGACGUGCCUUCCUCAUCAUCCUCUGCUGUGAUGAUGAGCGCUACCGAAGACCUUCCAUUCUGGGCCAGACUGUCCCCUGUUCAACCACAACCAUUAAUGGAUCCACCCAUGUGCUAAGGGACGCAGUGGAGUGUGGUGGCCAAUGGGAGAGUCAGUGCCACCCCCCAGCAACUUCUCCUUUGGUGGCUGCUCAGCCCAGUGACACUUAGACCCCAGGGGCAGUGACUCAGAAGACAGCCAUCCCUCCAAGAGAGGGCCAGGUCCUAAGCUGCUGCUUGUGCAUGACUGCACCUGGUGUUCUCUUCACUGGAGCAUUCCAUCCGUCAGAACAGGCACCCAUGCCCACCAGGGCUUUCCUCCGGGAUUGCAGCAGGCGGCGUUUGUGAGAGUCAGGGGACAGGACAGCCCGGUUGUUUGCUCGGGGUUCUCCUCCAGAGAUUCCUCCCAUGAAGGGAUUUUUCAUUUCCCAGAACUCUCUCUUCCUGGCAUCUCGCCCUUGUCUCACACUGUCUGUUGUCCCCAGUCUGUCCCCUUCCUGUGCCUAGUUGGUCUCACUCAUGUUCCAAACAGGAUCACUCCCUGUGUCCUAUCUCAGUCGUAGGUGUCCCUAACCAUGCCUCCUUUGCUGUGCCUCCUUAUAGACACUCAAAACACAUCCUCUUUGUCUCGGUCAGAGUCAUGUUCCAAACGCACACAUUUCUUGCUUGUUCACAGCUAUGUUCAAACGACUCACUGUCUCAUCUCUGUCCUGUUCUGUGCCCGACACUAGCAUCCUUCCCUCCCGGUGUCUGGGUCCAAAGGUGUGUCCUUCUGACCAGCCCUCGUGUCAGUCGCAGACUUCCACUUGCUGUUCCUUAUGUCCUUCUCUUCGGGGCAUGCUCCAUUUAUUUACCAAGGAAGAAACGGGGGCAAAGAUAUACCCGAGGAAAACGGUCUCCACAGCAACCUUGGAGGGAAACAGAAGACAGACAGCUCCCUCCCAGCGCCAUGGCCUGAGGCCCUUGUGUUCCGAGAUGCCCACCUUCCUCUUGAACUAGCACAGCAUCUUCUUGUAGAGAGACUUGGGCAGGGCCGGCCGCAUCGUCGUGUUUAUGAAAAGACUUCGGAAUCUUUCCCGUGAGCUUGUGGUGAGGACCACUGUACCAGUUUAUAAUCCUGGAAUCAGGCCCUGUCGCUCCCAAAGGAGAGAACUGUUGGGAGCUCACAGUGCCGAGACCUGUCACGCACUGCAGUCCCCCGGUGGAGGAGGAAGGACCAAGCAGUUCUGGGGCUGGAAAACUUGGAGGACCCAAAUUCUAGCCCUGGCUCUACUCCUAACAUGCUGUGAGAUCUUGAUCCAGCCCUUCCCUCCCUGCACCCCACUUUCUACAUAUGUCAACUGAAGUUUAGACUAGGGGAUCUCUAGGAUUCCUCUCCGUUUCCAGGACAAUGGGAUACUGCUGCAGCUGUCUGCUACCUCGAAAAGCCAUGGCCAGCCUGCCUUUUGACUGUUUCAAAGAAACUAGCUGCCUCAUUUGGGCCUUCUAGACCCUUGACCUUGCCAGCUUUGCCCUUCAGAUUAACCAGGAUAUCCUUCAUUCAAAGCUGAGUCCAUGGCUCUUGCGGGUUGCCCCAGAGUGAAGAUUCCAGGGAAGGAAACACCAUCACCUCGCAGAGCCAUGGGAGGUUUUCACUUUGAUAUUGGCUGUGAUUUGAUAGCAUCUCAGGAUUUUCUCAUACUCACUUUGUUCCCGCUGCUUAAGAAAUAUCAGCUACCAUUUCUGUUGAUGUUUACUUUAGUUCUGGAAGCAAACCAGACGGGAAAGAGACUCUGGAAUGAGGAAGGAAAGAUUGCCCAGAAACCAUCCAAAUGCAAAAAAAAAACCCACAAAAAAUCCUCUGUCCUGUGAAGACUUAAUUUACUGGAGAGAAAGUCAUGCCUUAGGGAAGAGUAAAAGCCUUUAAAGAUAAAUGUGAUUUAGAACUCCCGAAUGCUAUUGAGAAAUACUGCAGCACGCCGAAAUGCUUCAUAAGCCUGGGGCCCUCGCUGGUCAGUGGAGCAGAUUCAACCAGGGAUCUGUUCUCAUCAAACAUGAAGAAAGCUUUUUAAGUCCUACCUUGCACCUUCACUCUGGCGGGACCAAUCCCCUUUGCUUUUUCAAGUCACCGUUCUCUGCCUCUAUUAGAUUGGGGCUUAGCAGGCAAGCACCAUUUUGAGGAUCAUCCUUUUCUAGUACAAAAGAGGGAGCAGCAAGGUUCUGAGUCCCAAAGCCACGAACGUGGAGAUGAGACCCAAACUACCUACUCUGAUGGCUGCCCGUGCUGCCCACUGCCUUUGUGAGCGUGCGGUCGGGGUGGGGGCAGCAGAGAAGCAGCAUGUGCACUGAGCGGAUGGCUGACUUAUUGUGUGACCCUGAAGUAACAGCGGGACCUCUCUGGCCUUCUGAGAGACUCUCUCCUGUCGGCUUCACAAAGCUGUAGCGGCGAUAAAUGGUUUUCGUGAAAACGUUCUGUAAAUCACAAAAUGCCCUUCUGUAUGUUUAGUAUUACUUUGGCUUAUUUUGGAUGCACCAAGAAUUUCUUCACCAAGAAGAGGUGAACCAGCUUAGAGAAUGAGCUUUCUAUGUUGAAAAACAAUACCGAGGGAACACCUUUUGGGGGUCCACUCUUCCAAAUCCAUUCUCCUCAUUUGGUGACUCCAGGUUGUGCAACACACACAAAACAACCUUGCAAAUUUAUACAUUACAAACCCUCUUGUUUGAAGGGCUUUUGUUGGUCAUGAAGUAAAGGAGUGGGGAGAGAGAAAAGGGGACUAAUUCUGGUAAGGGACUAAUUCUAACUUCAUGUAACUUCAAAGUCACAUGGAAUAAAUUCAAAUGCCUUUUUUGCCAUGUAAACACUUAUUUGGAGAAAAAGGGUCAUCAAAAUUAUCCCUACCCUGUAAAUUCAACAUAUAUAUAAAUUCCAUGAAGAAAACCUCAAACAAGGACCAAACUAUGAAUGACCAGCUGACAAGAAUGUUGUGAGUCUGCUAAGAUACUGUAUGAAAUAACUUUUGAGAUUUUUUUCCUAAUCUGACAGUCUAUGUAAAUGUUAAUUAUAGUUGAAUGUUAUUUAGCUAACACCUUAUUUUUGUUUACAUUUUUAAUAAAGUAGAAUUACAAGUGGGGCCACCUGUACAGGUUAUAAUGCACUGAGUCCCCUUGUGUAAUCAGCGUGUAAAGGACAUAUGUUCCCAUUAUAUAGAACAUGGAACUUAAUUAUAUAAUUUCAAAGGAUUACACAUUUUACUGAUGGUUGUUAUGUUGGUUUUAUACAAUUGUUAGUUAUACCUAUGAUUUAUUUGAAGCUUAAGCUUUGAAGGUACUAAGAUCCUCGAUUCUAAUUUGUUUCUAAGGAAAGCACCCUUGGCUUUAUGGUAAUAUACGUUUUUGAUGCAGUUCCCAGUAAUGUGUUCUGGGAAAAACAGGAGCCUACAUAAGACUUGUGUUGUUUUUUUUAAUUGAUAAAUUCUAUUUAUUG
Molecule: messenger RNA, 4550 nt
Organism: Rhinolophus ferrumequinum (greater horseshoe bat)
Lineage: Eukaryota; Metazoa; Chordata; Mammalia; Chiroptera; Rhinolophidae
Gene: HTR4
Product: 5-hydroxytryptamine receptor 4
Exons: 7
Coding region: 92-1258 (388 amino acids)
Biological process (GO): adenylate cyclase-activating adrenergic receptor signaling pathway; regulation of appetite; chemical synaptic transmission
Cellular component (GO): plasma membrane
Molecular function (GO): G protein-coupled serotonin receptor activity
Source: RefSeq, a predicted model, not a curated record